Bombus terrestris (buff-tailed bumblebee) is the source of this 9779-nucleotide messenger RNA. RefSeq names its product organic cation transporter protein (gene Orct). The record is from RefSeq and is a predicted model, not a curated record. Gene Ontology annotation, cellular component: membrane. The transcript has 18 exons. Lineage: Eukaryota; Metazoa; Arthropoda; Insecta; Hymenoptera; Apidae. Gene Ontology annotation, biological process: transmembrane transport. Gene Ontology annotation, molecular function: transmembrane transporter activity. Bases 7482 to 9230 code for a protein of 582 amino acids.
GUUCAAUGAGGAGUAAUAUGAAUUACACGAAGUUACAAGUAGCCUAUGCUUAACACGUCCUUGAUUGUAUCUGUUUCAUGCCCACUCUAGAUAGGUGAACACGACCUGGAAAUUACAAAGCUUCAUUUCAUUGUCAGUUAAGCUCAUGCGAACGUUAAAACGAGUACGGUCUGCAGUGAAUCGGUUUCAACAAACAAAACUCUCUCUUGACAUGGAGAACACUGUUCCGCGGAAUAAACGAGGUUUCCUAUCCUCGAUACCUUCUGAAUCUUUAUGGAAAACUGAAUGUUUAUAGUUUGUAAAUAAUUAAUCGUAAAUUCGAUCAUAACAACAAUCAUACACGCGAAUAUCCUCUUUGAUCGUUAUAGUGUGCUGAUAUCAUAGAUAUUGUUAAUCAAAAAAUUUAAAUGUGCUUUUUACUAAGUGUCAUGAUUUUUAGCGAUGUAAUUAUAUAGCAAUUGUAUCUGUGAAAUAUACCAAUAGUAAAUGUGUCUUAUGUUUGUACUGUUCGAAAUGAUAUACAUAGUUAUACAUCCAAUAUGAUUGAUUGUUGUAUCGUGUAAUAUAAUCAAUGGCCGUGGAACGAUUAAAAUUUCAUUGGAUCCAAAAUUUAAAUUUUUAAAUGUUGUAAAUGGUAUCAAGAAUGAUCGAAUGAUUGUAAUCCCAGUGAUUAAUAUGUUCGCUGCUAUUCCCGUCCUGCCAUUUGAACACAAGCUCUAUAUGAUGUUAAAUGACGCUGUCUAAUUAUAUUAUUACCGCGAUAAGGAUAUAAAAAUAGAAGUAACAUAUAACUGUGUGCAUGUGAAGGAGGAGAAGUAAAAAUACAAAGAUAUAUAAAAAUAAAAUUAGGAAUCAAAUAGCAAAAGCACUCGUUAUGAUUCUAUACUUAUGCUGUCGCCCAACCGGACUGUGGUCCCAUUCAGAAUGUACACUGUUAAUGCGAGGUGAUUACGCAUUUGUCACCAGUCAAUGCCAAUCGUUUCGAGUAGAGAACCGGUAGAGUUCGACGUUAAGGCAUUACAGUACGGAUUGCAUCUAUCGUCCUACCUAUCGACAUAUAUCUAUCUACCUAUUGACAUGAGGAUAGUUAAGUGCGCUAACCUACACAAAACAAGGAAAAAGCAGGUGUUUCGAUGAUUCCGAAUGCUAUUAGAAGUAUUAAAUAACGUUUAAUCGAUUUUGUAUUUAUAUUGAUCGUACUUUAUUGGUGCCAAGCUCUUUUUGCUCUUUUCUACACUAAUGUCUCCACAGAGCCAACUGCUAUCCGAUGCUGAACGCUAUUCUAAUAAUUUCUCAAUUAAUAAAACAGUAGUUUGAAGGACAGUAGAAAUAUAAACAUCAUUCAAGUAUGUAAUAUAAAUUAAUAAAAAAUAAAUAAUGAAGUAAUUUUAAUCCAGCUAGUUACAAUAGAUAUUUCAAAAAGAAAGACACAUUAUUGUAGAGCGUACAUUAUCAGCAAGUUGAAUUGUGUGACAUGCAUUAGAAUCACGCGUCUAAUCGCAUUUCUGUUUUAUAUGUAGAAUUAUGCAUGAAUGUAAUUUAAAUAAUAGCGCACAUAGUUCAAUACUUUGUUACUAUUAUACUUAACAUUUUAUACGCAUUGCAAUGUAAUACAGUUAACAGAUAUUUGCUGCCUUUAGAGUGAAACAACUUUCCCUUUUUGGGAUUGAAUUGGUUACUCGAAAAUGUCGAACAAACAUUUCAUUCCAAAUGCAAUCAUGCAUUUCUCCCAAUACUAUCGAACAAUAUCGCCCAUAUGAAUCAAUAUUCAACUGUACAUGAGCAUGAAACUCGACGAGAGGUCAAGUGCAAGUAUAAUGCAUAAUAUCAAAGUACAAUAGAUCAAAUAUAUGAUUUGCUCUUGUUAACUCAUAUUGAACAAAGUUGACAACGUAUAUUCGAAUGAAUACUUUUAUGCAUUGCAAACAUUUUCAAACCGAUGAUGCAUUGGAAUUAUAAAUUAUGUUUUUAUAAAUAUUUAAAAUAUACAUAUACUCUCUUUCGUACGAGUAAAAUGCAGAGCAUAAAGUAACAUAAAGUUUAAAAAACAUUCUGAUUAUGUAAAAUGUUACUAUAAAUUAAAUGGAUAUUCAAUAAUUCAUAAAUUGUGUACAACGCCAUCUUCCGAUAGCUUUGGAAAGUACAUAUUCAGUAUCAUAGGGUCUUCGACCUGUCCUUUUCUCGUUAGUGUGUGCUUUCAGUGCUUUGACGUUUUAAUGUGUGAUGUGAGCCCCGAACUAGCUGCCACUCGCUGGGAAAUCUACGAUUCUAUGACAGAGACAGACAGGUAUAAAAGGUUGACGUAUGUUUCAUGUGUAGUAGGAAGUACAAAUUGGUUCACUUGUCGUGGAAUCGUUGCUUUUACGUUCAUUAUCGAUCAACUGUGCAUACUUGGCCGGCCGGCAGAUAGUCGACGAAACGCCGGGCCAGCUAAGCAACUAAUAAAAAGUUCAUAUGAACGAUCGCGAAAGCAAUCCUCAAUCAUAGGAGGGGUAUAUGUUCACACGUUCUGCGUAUUAGAAAACAAUAUUAUCAGGAAAUUUCGUACAAAAAGAGUAAUUAUAUCAUUGAUCAUUUCUGUGAAACAAUCUGGGUCAUUAGCAUGCCAACUAUGCGCGAGUUUGUGCUGAACAAAUUUACCAACGCGCAUGCUCGUAGUACGAAAUACACGCGGGAAAAUAUUGCAGAUGAAAACGUAAACUCCAUGCAAAUAUUCACUCUGGAACUUAAGAUUUAAUCAUACAAUUUAUAAUCUUAGACUUUUCUAUGCUGCAGAACAUGCUGAGUCACUGAAUAUUUGCAGCAAAUAUUAUAUAAAUAUUUGCAAUAACAAUGAUGAGGAUUUCCUUAAACAUCUGAAUAUUGUUGUCCCGUAACCAAGAUAAACAUUGUUGGAACGCACAUUGGAUAAAAUGGAAUAUGGAAAGUUGUGGAAGCACGAUCUUCAUCUCGUAUGCAAAUAAACGACGGAUAUAUAUUCUGACACAGAGACAUGUUAAUGAGGAAGACGAUUUCAUAAAAUCUUAGGCCUUCGAAUAUUGUUGACCGAGAAGCAGGUUGACUCUAUGUAUCACCAAUGUUUUGAAGCGUUCACGUCAAGUCGAUUAUCCAUAUAAAACAUUGUAUAAGAGCUCAAAUGUUGCUUACCUUGAAUCUUUAAUAGUUUCUCUAUUUAGAGUAGAGUAUAAUAUAGUACUCAAUACUUUAUAUCUCAUUUGUUUCAGUUUUUGAAUCAAGUAACAUCAAAUUUAGAAAUUAAGGAGUCUAUUAGGUUCAGUUAAAAGUAUUGUUAAGAUAAUUGUUAUAUUUAAUUGUUGAUAAUAUAUUGAUCUUUUCAAUAUUUUAAUAUUAUAACGAGCAAUAUUUGUAAAAAUAUAUAAAAAUAUAUCUUUCACCUCAAACGUGAAGAAAGGAUAAUGUUGGUAACGUAUAAUUAGUUGACAACAGAAUUUUUAUGGAAGGAAAUUUAAAACUGUUGCUCUGUAAAAAAUUAAAAAAAUAGGAAAUAUGACUUAUUAUAUCCUUUCUCUCUAGUUUUCAAUUGAAAAGAAGUCAAGUGAUCCCGGGGAGCAUUUAAUGAAACGGAUGACUCGGCUGGCCAGUUUCCCGCCAGUAGCAUGAGUUUGGUGUCUGUAUUUCUACGUUAAAAUUUCUCAGAGGGGGAUGCAAACGCUUCCAGCGACUUUCUUGCUUCCUCCGCGAGUGUAGUUCACGGGAGCGCCCUUGCAAGGACAGCGGCCUUUCAGGGCUUUCAAGCCUUUCGGGGCGAACGUUUAAAACGAGGCAAGUGGACAAGAGAAAGCGAGUCAAGACGAGUAUACAGACAGAACCAGCCGCCUUCUCUUGCUUUUCUGUAUCUCCUUCUGUCUCCUUCUCUCCCCUUCUUCUUUCUCCGUACCACCCAUUCUUCCCUCCUUUCAUUUACCUCCCUCCAAAGUUCAAAUGCUUCCCUUCUCCUCUUUCCUUCUCUCUGGCUCGCAGGAAACCAGUCGCGAUUUUUCACGCGGUGGGAACUAGAAGCCGCUCCCUACUAUAAAUAGCCUUCGAGUUCGCUCUCGAGCUCUGCUCUCUCGGCCUCCAACGGCGAUGGGAGUAGCUAAAAGGGGGUAGCCAUCCAUGGGCGCCGACACACUGACGUUUCAACAUUAUUUUUUACCACCAGUUUCUAAUUCUACAUUCUGCUUCAACAAGGAUGCUGUGCCCCUUUCUAUCAACACUUGGACUCGCGAUAACGAUUUUAAGGUGGCACCUUUUUUCUUUAUUUUGUUUACUUUACUGCCCUCUUUACUAAACUUGAUUAAUUGACGAUGAAAUUGUUCGUAGAUAGUCAUUAGUAGACUGUGAAUCUGUAUACAUGUAUGGGAAAUUUGAAGGUACAAAAAUGCACAGAAAACACAUAAUAUGCAAAAAUAUAUGAAACAUCCGAAGUAUAAUACUCUUUACAAUAUUUAACAGAUAAAACAAUUUUCUAUCUAAGUUCCAUUUUACAAAUUAUAUUUACAAAAAUACGUUUUUUCAUAAAUAGUAGAAGACAAUGGAAAAUUGUUUUUUAUCUUUGUGUUUUAAUUAGAACCUUUUUUUGUAGAAACAUUGAAGUUUGGCGCAAUUAAAAAUAUUAUGUUAAAUGGGACCUUUAAAUUUAAAUGAGAAAUAUGCAGUUCCAAAAUGUUCAAGAACAUUGUCUUUGGUAAAUACGGAAUAUUUAACCAGUUAUAUUCGCAUCCUUCACAGUACACAUUGCUUGAGGCAAGCAGUGACGCUGUUAGAAAUUAUUCGUUUCCCUAAGGUGCGCGAUAACUGUAAAAUGUGAGCGUUCCAAGAGAAUGUCUAUCCACGUGGGUCGUGGAAUCACGCGUCAAGGGAAGGCGUGGUUGCUGCGAUUCCGUGUGAAACAGCAUGUUGAUCAGACGAAAUUCUAUCGGCGCCCAUGUAAGUCAUGACUUUGUACGCGCGUGACAGAGGAGUAGAAGGGAUGAGCGUUGGAAUUUUUAUGGAAGGAAAAAAAGGAAAAACUUCGUGUCUGCGACCAAAAGGGGCGGUCGAAAGCCGCAAUCUUAAUUAAGAUCUUCUCAAAAUAAACAAAGAAUCAUCUACUCGAAUAAAAUGACCAACAUGCAAGUUAUUCUGAGAGAGCAUUUCAAGAAUUCCUCUAAGCUUUGCUACUUUGCGUGCUUAUAAGCAAGCGGCGCUUUACUACGACGACGUUAAGUAUAGAAGGAUUUUACACUUGUUUAUUCCAUGAAUAUUCCUCUAAAUAUUUAGAAGCAAUUAUUUUUACGUCACAAAAAAUAACUGGUUUUCUAUGAAGAUAUUUCGCUCUUAGUCAAAGAGGAAUUCUUCAUUCCUAUUUUGAAAUCUUCACAGACGCAUCCUAAGAAGUUUUUAAUUUUCAAAGUGUAAAAAAAUAGCAUAGAGCAAUGAUUUUUAUUUAAGGAACAAAGUGUCAAAAGGACGAAAAUUUAUGUAAAUUUAUUUGUGUUAGCGUCAUACUAUAUUAAUAUAAGAACUCCUUUCAAUUAGAAAAUUUAAACGCGGUCUUUUAUCAACGAAUAAUGAUAGAAAAAUGCUCUCACGAUGAAGGAAAGCAGAUAAAGAAAAGAAAUAUCGGCAAGUCCGUGGGCACGAACGAUAAAGUUACGAUUUGCUGGGCAAUCAAUGUGAAAACCGGUUGUCGGUUGGAGCAUAAUGUUUCUCAAAUCAAUUCGUACUCGACGGGAAAUACACCUGUACCCCGACUUCUCCCUUUCACGCUCUAGCCUCUCGGCACUCGCUCCGAACUCGCAUAAACGCACACACUCUAUUUAUAGAUAGCGUAAGGUUGAUUACUCUUUUCACAGAUAUAUGCCGCCUGAGUCCUUAAGUUUCAUCAUAAACGUAGAAUGGGAGAAUCAUAAACCAACGUGAUGAGAGAAUAGGCGAAUGAACGAUGGCAAUUCCAACAGAUAGGAGAAAGAAACAAAAGUCCCUUUUUAUUCUAUCUACUUGUGUUCUAAAUAUAUCGAGGUGAAAGAUUUUUAAUGAUAGAGACGUAAAAUUAUUUGAUAAUCAUGUUUUAAUUCAUUACCAGACGAUAUACAAAAAAUAUCAAAUAUAUAAUUUAAAGUAAAAGAAUAAAAUAUCUUAACUUAUUUUAAUAAGUAUCCUGUGUCUCUGAACUGUUCGAUCUAUUUUUGAGAUCGAUUUCUAUAUUAAUAAUUUAAAAAAUAUAUUACAUUAUUUGAAGUUCGCUAUCAGUAGAAUGGAUCAAUAGUUGAACAUUAUCAAGAGAAUCCUAUCCAUCCCAAGAGUUCUGAAAGAAAUAAAGUAGUAUAAGCGAAACAAGCGGGAGAAGCGUUCCACUGUGGCAUCAUCCAUAUCUUCCAGCAUAAUAACUUCAAUUUCGUCCCGCGGUAUUGCAAUUUACAAAGAAUUGGGACGCGAAAUGGAGUAGACAAAGUGUAACAGAGAAAGAGAGAGUGAGAUCUACGCUGACGAGACAAAGUGUUAUGGUUCUUAAUGUUACGGGAUAUAAUCUGGCGUCUGAACGACUGUGCGUUUCAGUCAUGCCCGUCAAUGUUUUUCCACGGACGAAAACCUGUUGUAAAUUACAUCUCUGCGUCUCGGUCCUCUUUUGUACUCGUCCUUCGAGGGAGAUCGUCCGCACGAGGAUCACCGGAGAAUCUUUCCAUCGAUUUAUUUACUUUUCUACCGGGUCACGGUGUACUGGAGAACCUCAGACCUAUCUUGCACCAUCAACUUCAUCCCUGAAGAAAUUUCUCCAUAUCAGGAAGAAAAACACAAAAAAUGAAGGACUAAGAGAGUAUUUUAGUCUUGAAGGUUUAAAAAGAAGAUCGAGAAAUAAUAAAAGGAACAUGCUCUAUCGGAUUAAUUCCCGAAAGCAAAUGGUCAACCAGCACCUUCUUGAGCAGUCAUAAAUAUUCGAAAAUCUCUAAAAGGAUUUUAUUCUGGAAGGAUCCUAAAUUCCAACAGGAGCUGCGUUCUCCAACGGUCCUAAGCCUCUUCGUGAACGAACAUCAGGCCCUGCUUCAGCACGCGACUGAAUUGCCGCGGGUGAAAGUGGGAGAUCUACAUGCACCAAAAUCCGAGCCAACACGGUCAAUCUAAACUUUCGUUAGAUCAUUGACACGUUCAAGAAACUGUCUGCUUAGAUAAAAGCACUCUUAAAGACUGUCUUACUGACAACGACUUCGAUAUAACUUCUAUUUUAUUAAAAAUGCCAUAAUCCAUCGAUAUAGACUUACAUUCUUCUCCUAAAGAAGAAAAGAUAAAGGAAGGUUUUCCAAAAUUAAAAUUCGUGAAUCGGUAACUCGAUUUAUCGAAGCGGCGAUACGAUUAAAGACCUCCUUGAGGAGAGAAAUCAUCAUUUCCGGCGAGACGGAUUCGACGAUAGAAAAAAAUUACUUUAAAAGUGUAUCCCCGAGCAGAAGGACUACGGGGAUUUGGAGGCGUAAACGGAGAAGAAUUAGAGGCAUCAAGGAAAAAUGGCGUAUGACGAUGUUAUACUUCGAAUGGGGGAGUUCGGCCGAUAUCAGCGCAGAAUCUACCUGUUGCUCUGCCUACCGGCGAUAUCCUGUGCUUUCCAUAAGAUCGCUGGAGUCUUCCUGAGCGCAAAAAUGAACGCUAGAUGUCUGUUACCACAUGAAAAUCCGGAGAAUGCCACAUAUUUUUUACCGCCACACAUACUGAAUACGAGUUAUCCAGGGGGUUACGAGCAGGAAAAAUUGUUACAAUGCUACAUGCUGGAUGUUCCUAAUAUCGUUAAUGAGACAACGAUCAAUAGGUAUGUCGACACGUCAACGAGUAAUAUACACGGAGAAAAACCAUUAACUCCAAAUGGUCUCAACACCCAAGGAUACAAGCCAUGUGAAAAGUUCGUUUAUGAUAGAAGCAAAUAUAAAAGUACUACCACUUCUGAGUGGAAUUUAGUUUGUGAUAGGUCAUGGUUGAGAGCUACGGGGGAUUCGUUAUUUAUGGUAGGAGUCAUGCUUGGCUCGAUGAUUUUCGGUGGUUUAUCCGAUAAGUUUGGGCGUAGACCAAUUUUCUUCCUGUCUUUAGUCAUACAGUUGGUCGGUGGUGUACUAGUCGCAGUUUCCCCCGAGUAUAUUUCCUACGUUGUCUUCAGGUUAAUAGUUGGCUCCACUACUAGUGGAGUCUUUUUAGUCGCCUAUGUAAUAGCCUUGGAAAUGGUAGGACCAAAGAAGCGUUUGGUAGCUGGAGUCGGCUGCCAAUUGUUCUUCACAACUGGAUAUAUUCUAACUGCUGGUUUUGCGUAUUUUAUAACCGAUUGGAGAAUGCUACAAGUCGCAAUCACUGUACCUAGCAUUGCGUUUCUUCUCUACUGGUGGUUCAUUCCUGAAUCCGCACGUUGGCUAUUGACAAAGGGUCGUGUACAAGAGGCGAAAGAUCUCCUCCAACGAGCUUCCUUAGAAAAUGGCGUAGAGAUGCCGAGCGAAGCUCUAGAUACGCUUCUUAAUAGUAAUAACGAGGAAACUACACCAGAUUAUAGAAAGCCAUCGUUAUUUGAUCUUUUUCGGUAUCCAAACUUGAGAAGAAAGAGUAUUCUACUAUUUUUCAAUUGGCUUGUAAAUAGUGGCACAUAUUAUGGUUUAUCCUGGCAUGUGUCCAACCUUGGUGGCAAUGAUUACGUUAAUUUCGUCAUAUCCGGAUUGGUGGAAAUACCUGCAUAUACGUUUUUAAUCUUCACAUUGAAUCGUUGGGGAAGAAAAAUCAUCCUGUGCGGUUGCAUGCUAAUAGCAGGAUUUGCAUUACUUGGAAUCCUGCUUGUACCUGCUGAUGCUCAGUGGCUGGUAAUAUGUUUAGCGAUGAUCGGUAAGCUCACAAUUACAUCAUCUUAUGGUGCUAUUUACGUUUUUACUGCUGAACAAUUCCCUACGGUUAUUCGAAAUGUCGGUCUUGGAGCGAGCUCGACUUUCGCUCGAAUCGGUGGAGUAAUUGCUCCACAUGUCAUUCACUUGUCUGAAAUCUGGAUGCCUCUACCAUUUGUUAUUUUUGGAUCGUGCGUACUUUUUGGUGGAGUUAUGUCGUUACUCCUUCCAGAGACGUUAAAUAAGAAGCUCCCAGAAUCUAUACAAGAUGGCGAAUUAUUUGGAAAGAAAUCGGAGAAGAAGAAGAAAAAGCAACAACUAGAUAUAGAACAACUAAACGAAGUUGAUGUGAUAAAACCACUGAAACCACAAGAAAACGGUGUUCACGAGAAGCAAAACGGAUGACGUUAAUUUAGAAAAAAAACAACGGUUAUGCUCAAAGUAUAUACUUCAAUCCUGUCUGAUUGUAUUUUAGGCACCCUUGUAUACGCGUCUUACGUAUACUAAUCUUAGUGUGCCCAUUGCAAUACUGCAAUACCAAAAACAAAACAAAAAAAAACAAAAUCACAUUUAUCUUUCAAAUUAUAUCACCAAUGAUGUAGGUUGCUUUUAAUCAAAUGAAACAUGCAAAACGUGAAAUCAAAGGAUGAUAGGAAAUGUAUACUUAGACUUUCAGCUUGUUUCGUAAUUACUGGAAAAUACACAAUGAAAGCAAGAAGGUAGCAUUUUCCUUAUGUUUAUACAUAUACGCAAUAUACAGCUUUUGUAUUUAAUAGCACAUAAAAAUUCUGCCAGCAUAUAUAUCAUUUAUUUUAAUUUCUAAAUGUGGUUUACAUACAUGUUAAGUGACCUUGAAAUAUAAGCCUGUAAAAGCUUUCGAAAGCUCACGCAGGAAAUAAUUAUAUUUCUGCGCCGAGAUCACAGGUAAAAAAUACAAAGACUUUGACGUUUUAA